Prunus persica (peach) is the source of this 2052-nucleotide messenger RNA. Its product is annotated as coiled-coil domain-containing protein SCD2. The coding region runs from base 1 to 2052 and encodes 683 amino acids. The record is from RefSeq and is a predicted model, not a curated record. Lineage: Eukaryota; Viridiplantae; Streptophyta; Magnoliopsida; Rosales; Rosaceae. Gene Ontology annotation, biological process: cytokinesis by cell plate formation. The transcript is spliced from 17 exons.
AUGGAUCGAAUGAGGCCGGUGUAUGUCAGGCAGAAGAGCGGUAACAGCACCCCCGGACCACCAACCUCGCCAAUGAAGUCGCCAUUGCACCACCAUGGGAGGUCGGGGUCGGUUGGAAUGGGGGGUGCCAAGAAAGCGCAGCACACGAAAGCUGCGGCUCAAAGACUUGCACAUGUGAUGGCCAAUAAACCAACUGAGGACGACGAUGAGGAGGAGGACGACCUUUCUUAUGAUCUUAGCAGCUUGUCAAGCAGCACAGGGAGCAUCGGACUUGCCGGUGGAAGAUCAAUGCGCCCUCGCUCCCCAAUGUCUGUUCGUACUGUUCAAGAUCAACCUACAUCUACACGCACAACACCAGGUGGCCGAUCAUCCCAAUCUGUCAAUCCUGUGGAACAGCCAUCUUCAACUCAUUCAACACCAGCUAGCCGAUCAUAUCAGUCCUUAAACCAAGCAGAACAGCCAUCAUCUGCUCAUUCAACGCCAGCAAGCCGACCCUUUCAAUCCAUCAACACUAAAUCCAUCAACUCUGCUGCCGAACAACCACAUUCUCUUCGUUCUUCGAUAGCUACUAGACCAUUGCAGCCGUCUAGUUCCAACGAACAACCUACCUCUGCUCGUUCUAUGUCAGCCAUGAACUCUGUAGAACAACCACAUUCUAUUCGUUCUGGCAUGGCUGCAACUCGAUCAUCUCAGCCUACCAACUCUGUCGAACAACCUACCUCUGCUCGGUCUAUGUCAGCCAUGAACUCUGUAGAACAACCAUAUUCUAUCCGUUCUGGCAUCGCUACUCGAUCAUAUCAGCCUACCAACUCUGUGGAACAACCUACCUCUGCUCGUUCUUUAGCCACUGCUCGUCCACAAUUAGGAACCAAGCCAGUCCACAUGGUACCAGCUAGUGUACCUAUAUCACUUAGGCCACCCUCUUCUGCAGAUGAAGCUGCUGCAGUUGACAAUCGGAGAGAUAAAAGGUUGUCAAUGGAUUUAGGCAGUUUAAACAUGAGAGAAACUAGGACUCAGCGUUCUUCUGCUUUACAAGAUGAGCUUGAUAUGCUACAGGAAGAAAAUGAGAGUUUACUUGAAAAGCUUCGACUUGCAGAAGAGAGGUAUGAGGAAACAGAGGCAAGAGCUCGACAGCUCGAGCAACAGGUUGCUACUCUUGGAGAAGGUGUAACAUUAGAAGCCCGUCUUCUAAGCAGAAAGGAGGCAGCACUGCAGCAAAGGGAGGCUGCUUUGAGAUUGGCUGCACAAACUCAUGGCGGCAGUGGUGGUGGUAGUGGUAGAAAUGAUGAAGCAGAGUAUGAACUGAAAUCGCUUCGGAUUAUGACUCAAAGAAUGAUACUUACUCGCGAAGAGAUGGAAGAGGUGGUCUUGAAGAGAUCCUGGCUUGCUCGGUACUGGAGUUUAUGUGUUGAACAUGGUAUUCAUGCUGAGAUUGCCACAUCAAGAUAUGAAUUCUGGUCAGCUCUUGCUCCUCUUCCUGUUGAAGCUGUUUUAGCAGCUGGAGAGAAAGCUAAGGAGGAGAUAGAACACAAUGAUCUAGAUAUAGAUGAAAGAGAAGAUAGUCCACGCAAUUUGAAUGAACUCUCGGGAGAGAGAAACAUUGAGAGCAUGCUUUUGGUGGAGAAAGGUCUGCGCGAAAUAGCUUCAUUGAAGGUAGAGGAUGCAGUGGCGAUGGCGAUGGCUCAACAUCGACGACCCAGUUCAAUGAAAACUGGUCUAUCAGAGUUGAAGCUACCAAUUGAUGGACAGUUUGAAGCAUUUGAACUAAGCAAAGAGGAGUCUGAAGAUGUGCUUUUCAAGCAGGCUUGGCUUGCAUAUUUCUGGAGAAGAGCCAAAAACCAUGGGGUGGAAGCAGAUAUAGCAGAUGAGCGUUUGCAAUUCUGGAUCAACCACAACUCCAAAUCACCCACCACUUCACAUGACGCAGUUGACGUUGAGCGUGGCCUUCUGGAGCUGAAGAAGUUGGGCAUUGAAACCCAGUUGUGGAGAGAAUCUCGCAAGUGGCUUGAGCAUGAUUCGAUGCAUAGAACCCGAAGUCUGUCUGAUUUCUGA